GAAGGGCUGAAUCUCUCUCCCUCUGUGUUUUUAGUGUGGGAUUCCUGAAUAUGAACCAUGGUUUGAACUCCUCUUUUAAUACUUAUUUCAAUUGGUACUGACAAGGUGAUUAAAUAGAAUUUUUUUUGACAAUGUUAUAGUUUUAGUGUAAAUAUCACUAAAUCCAAGUUCGUUUGUCUAAACACACAUUAUUUUCAUCCCUUACUCUCUUAAAAUUAUAAAUUAAGAACAACAUUUCUUAAGUUUUAAGGUACUUUGGAUGGACACAGUCACGUAGGUCCAAAAAGUUAAACUCAGACGGCAACAUCAGAAACAGCAAAGAAGCUUCCUAAUGUUGUGCAUUUCUUUACGAAAUUUCCUUGAUGACAUUCUCCAAGUCUUUAUGAGAAAAAGGUCUUGUCCUGAACUAGAAAAUAAAAUCAAGAGAUAAGCUUCUAUAUACCUAUAUGAAUUUCAUUCAAUUUCACAACAUGUACCCAUCAUACUUCUACCCUUCUAGUUUCUGUGGUGCAUUUGCAAUAAACUUCACUAAUUUGUGGUUCAACAGAAGAGGUAUCGCUAUUGAGCCAUUCUGUGAUCCUCCAAACUGCACUUCAAAUCUUAUGGCAAACUCUGGAGCUACACAAAGAACACCCUCCACCACCACCACACCUUCAUCAUCCACCUUAGACACUUAUGAACCAAAAGAGCAUCACGAAAAGUUAUACACUGAUUUCAAAAUUUACUGGCCCUUCAACAUGCCCUUGACUUCAGAAGCUGCAGCACUUCGUGUCAUCAGAAACUUGGAGAACCUUGGCUUAUACUACACACUAUUCGUGUGGAUCAUUCUCUUCAUUGUCCUCAUUCCUCAUCGUAAGAUCUCAUUGAUUUUGCUGGUCAUCAUGACCUAUGUGACAGUCCUUUACUGUUUAGUUCUAAGGGCAUACCCCAAAUCUGUUUUCCUUCACAGAAGCAUUGAUAAAAGAUUUGUCUUGGGUUUGCUAGUGUUUGCAGCAAUAGUGCAGCUGAUUUUGACUGAGGCUGGGAUUCAUCUUGCAGUGACUUUGGCUUGUGCUGUGCCUUUGGUUUUGGUGCAUGCAGUUUUGUGGGUUAGUCACCAUGCCUUUGAGAUUGAGGAUGAUUCUUGUACCAGAGAAGUUGCUCCUGUUGCUAGUAAUAAUAGAUGUACAUGUGGUGCUAAGGGCAUAGAGAAUGUUUAAAGUUUGAUUAAUGGUGUACAUAUGGUCUUAAUUGCCAUUGCAAGAUGACAGUGGUUGUGGAUUCUUGCAAGUUAAAGGAAAAAUGUUCAUACUUAUAAUCUCUGUCUACUUGUAUAUAAUUUUCUUUG
Vigna unguiculata (cowpea) is the source of this 1327-nucleotide messenger RNA. RefSeq lists its product as uncharacterized. Lineage: Eukaryota; Viridiplantae; Streptophyta; Magnoliopsida; Fabales; Fabaceae. The record is from RefSeq and is a predicted model, not a curated record.